CAUACUGUGUUACCGUGUGCUGAGACCAGAACAGAAAGAGGCAACGAGGGCGAGUGUAGCCACUGUACUCUGGUAAGGCUUGAAUGCGAGUAGGGUGCAUACGGCGCCGACCGAACCGGAUGUACGUGUGCCUCUCUCCACAAACAUGACUCUGCCCCCAAUGCUACUCAGCUCGCGUGGGUGGAUGAGUAGUUAUGCGGCGUCGGUGGCCAGUAUAUAUGAGUUCUUGAGCCGCAAAAUGGAAGCUCGGUACAGGAAGCUGGCCUCAAGAUUCGGCCCAGAAAACGGUGACCAUGGCUAACUAUAACUAUUACUACUCUCAUUCGUACGAUGCCUACGCGGCUUAUACACAUCCUCAUGCCGAAUAUGGGAAUACGUCUCCCACACGGACACAUGCGAGGGUACCUGCCUCGAGAAGAAUAUCAUCAUCACAGAAAGUACCAACUAGAGGAGUCGAUGAACCAGACGUAGUUAUUGGACGUGUCUUCUGGCUCCCGCCCCAGGAAGAACUACCUCCAAGAGCAGUAAGGCGGGCACAUGGGAAAGGCGCUGUGGAAGAGGGUAUAUACAAUCACCCAAUAGUUGUUGUAUCCCGGCCAGCAGAAGAGCCGCAAGUGGUGCACUUCCAUAUAGUCACAUCCUUCCAAGGCAAACGCCUACAUGAGAUUUACUCCAAGAACAAUGAAUUCCACGCGUCACGGCGCUCCUGGUAUCUUCCCAUAUCGCCAUCUCCACCUCACCCAGACGCAACAUCCAAGAAGAUGCAAAAGCGAUUCCCCACGCUGGAUCUGCAACAUCGCGCGACCCUGCGCUGGGACUCGUACGUCAACAUCCGACACGUCUACAAAAUAGACUGGACGUUACUAAGACCGUACGCAAACCCUGACACGCCGCAUGUGCAAUCAUUCUGCUUUGACCGGGAAUCUUGCGACAAGAUGCUGGCCAAGACCAAGGUCCUUACGAACUACGAGCCUGAGAUUCAACACCAGGUCCAUUACUCACACCAAGCUCCUUGCGAGGUUCCUGAAAGGCCAACAUACCGCCAUCCAGGGCGUUCAAUGACGUCGGGUCCGCCGCUGCACAUCCCAGAAACACCCGUACGAUACGGAUACGACCAGACCGCGAACCUCAGAGGCCAAGACUACAGCCCGUACAGUCCCCGCGCGCCGUCGCUGUACUCUCCCACCGCCUACUCGGAUGGAGGCAGUGUAGUCGGCUCGGAAUACUCUGGUCUCUCUCCGAUCCUGCAGUCGGAUUUUGGCGUGCCUCAAACUGAGUUCGAGAUGGAUAUCCCGGUGCCGAGGAAGCGGCCGCCUGAUGGAAAGCUAAGGAAAGUGUGGUUUGUCAUUGUUUUUGUAUUGGCAUGGCCUUGGAAGAUGUUGUGUAAGCUACGAGAGAGGGUUGUGGGGCGGUAG
Messenger RNA from Paraphaeosphaeria sporulosa, 1415 nucleotides. RefSeq lists its product as uncharacterized. The transcript has 2 exons. The record is from RefSeq and is a predicted model, not a curated record. The coding region runs from base 294 to 1415 and encodes 373 amino acids. NCBI's taxonomy places the organism in Eukaryota, Fungi, Ascomycota, Dothideomycetes, Pleosporales, Didymosphaeriaceae.